AUGUAUGAACGUAAAGAAUACGCUCUGUCAGUAAAUAACUUAACUCUAACCGUGCAACUCGCAAUAAGGGAAAUUCCAAUACCGCUAAGUGUAAACGAAAUUGGGCUCAUUGGGCCAAAUGGAGCUGCUUCAAUCAAUCCAAUGACAUCACACACUAAAAGAGCAACAACGGGCUUAAUUGAGAACGACAUUGGUCCAGCUCGCGAUCGCGCCAGCAACUGUUCCAAUCUCGAAAGUAAUACCCGUGUCACGUUGCGAGCUCUUGAUUCAUUUUAAACGGUGUGACGAUUAUCAUGUCCACGUACAUUAUUGGACUAAUAUGCGCCAUGAUCCUGGCGGCAUUUGUGAUCGCUUGGAUAACGUUUUGCAUGUUUUGCAAAGAGCGUCACAAAUCGGAGUCUUAUCAAUACAAUAUAUCGGAUUUGCGACGAAAAAAUUACGAGAUUGCCCAAGAACAAAUGGAGGAAAAUAGUGCUAAAGAAUAUAAAGAAGUGACAGCUGGAAUUUUCAUAAUGCCAUCACGUCACAAAGAGGAUUACAGCUACGAAAAAAGGCCUGAUUAUCCUGAAGGGACUUUGGCGGAUUUGCAGCCAAGGACUGAUAAGUUAAUAGAGAUUAUCAGUGACAGUCCUACUGACGCGGAACAUAAAUCUGUCGGUUUUGAUCUCGACUCCAGCGUCCCGUAUCACAGUGACGUAUAAAAUCGUUGCACAACCAUUGUUAUUUGAUCACAAUACACCAUUCAAUUGGUAUAUUAGGUAUAGGUACGUUUAUUUAUUCCUUAUCGCUUUAUAUGUGUGGUACAUUUAUGAGAAUUGAUUUUUCUUACAAAAUACGAUUGUUAACCUAAUUUAUUAUCUUAACAAAAUGCCAUUAGUAAGAUAAUUAAACAGUUGUUAUAAA
Molecule: messenger RNA, 903 nt
Organism: Maniola jurtina (meadow brown)
Lineage: Eukaryota; Metazoa; Arthropoda; Insecta; Lepidoptera; Nymphalidae
Exons: 2
Coding region: 294-701 (135 amino acids)
Source: RefSeq, a predicted model, not a curated record